CUGCUUCAUUAUCCCUAUAGUUCUAUAUCACAGAAGGACAGAGUUUAAAUACUACUGGGCAGGUGUCGCCAUCGUUUCCAGUCACUCGGGUUCUACUUCUAAAGCACUUCGCGCAGUACAAGUUCGUGCCGCAAGGUGUCAGUGUAGAGCUAACUCCUCCCGCUGACAUUCCGUUGGGUACGGAAGCCCGGUGUGGAUAGAAGAGUAAAGAGCAUUCCGGGUGGGACUCGGUGGCAGCUGUUUACAAACGGGAACCGGGCAGGAGAAAGAGCAGGCGAGCAUUCUUUAGGAAUAGACACCACGUGGGAGAGUGCUACGGAAUUGCACGCUGCAGGGAAGCCGUUGAGAGAAAACAGCGAGAAGCAGUGCAUGUGUGGCACCAGGACUGCACAAACCCACCAGUGACUUCAUAUUUAUAAGCACAGUGAACUCCCAGAUGCAGCACAUGCUGAGCUGACGUGCAGAAUCUUGUGGGAGCAGCUGGGUGGCGUGUGGGAUCAGCACUUGUACAUAUAGGGGCUGUUAUUUCAGGAGGCAGUAUUGAUUCAUUAUCUGCCUGGCAUUCUCCUGUCUCCCCUGAUAUUGCAGGGUGGCAGUGGGGUGUUGCUGAGUGUCAUCUCUCCAGGGAAACAUGGAGCAUUGGCUGAAACUGUCAGUUCUUCUGGCACUCAGGGUUCUGUUGAUUUAACAUGCUGGGUAUAUACGUUUCACAUGGAUUAUUGCACUUAAACGAGGGUGCUAAUCUCUUGUUAUAUUUGGCUAGCGGCGGUGAGGUAAAAAUGACAUAGUGACAGGUGGCUUCAAGCGUGGGACUUUGUGCAAUACAAGCAACACUGUGUUUAUUGAAAGAGAGAACCCCCCGGGGGCUGCUGUAAGCGCUGCACCUGAUAGAAGCUACCGUAUCAGCUCAAUCUGGAAUGUUCAAGAGGUGUUUAAAUCAAGCAGAAAAGGCAUAUGCUGAAGGGAAUGCCAUUCUGUUGGCAUUAGGCAAAGUCACAUAGUAAAAGGCAGUACGAGAUCAAAUAUAAGAAACUCUCUUGUGCACAGACUGGGAUAUCAGCCAUUUCAAGUUGUAGCUCAUGCUGCGCAGCUCUAACAUUUCUCUGCUCAUAUCUGCAUGUCUCUAUUAAAAACAUUUGUCUGCUAUAUCCAGCCAAUCCCACCGCCUGCGCAUAUUCACACUACAUAUUUUGGGGGUUGUCCUACUCCCAAUCCAAAUACCCUGUACAGACUGAUUAUUAUUUAGUGUCCCACUGCUGUGUGGCUCCGGUAUAUGGCUUUCAUGAUGAUGAGAAAGAAGAAAUUCAAGUUUCGAGUGGAUUUUGAACUGGAUAAUCUCUCAUCUGUUCCAUUUGUCAAUGGGAUUCUGUUCUGUAAAAUCCGACUUCUGGACGGGGGCAACUUCAGUGUGGAAUCCUCCAGAGAAGUUGUCCAAGCUAAUAGUGUUCACUGGCGGAAACAGUUUACCUUCAUGUGCAAGAUGAGCGCCAGCGCAAACUCAGGGAUACUUGAUCCAUGUGUGUGCCGGGUGUCUGUGCGCAAGGAGCUGAAAGGUGGAAAAGCCUACGCAAAGUUAGGUUUUGCAGAUUUGAAUCUGGCAGAAUUUGCUGGAUCCGGUAAUGCUGUUCGCAGGUGCCUUUUGGAGGGUUAUGACACCAAAAACACACGCCAAGACAAUUCUAUCCUAAAGAUUGGGAUCAGCAUGCAGCUCAUGUCUGGGGACCCCUGCUUUAAAACUGCACCUUCAACUGGCACAUCAAUAGCAAUUCCUGGAGAUUCAGACUCUCUGCAAAAAGACAGGAAAGGCCGUGAGACUGGGAAACUACAUUUGGGAGUUGCAGACCUUUCAUCAAAAAGCGCAUCAGUCCCUGAUGAAUUGGGAGCAUGUGGGCAUUCCAGGACAUCAAGUUAUGCUAGCCAACAGUCCAAGGUUUCAGGAUACAGUACCUGCCACUCACGAUCUUCCAGUUUGUCAGAGCUGAGCCACAGGAGAAACAUGUCUGUCGGUAGUGCAUCCACAGGAAUCGGCAGUAUCCGAGAACCCAGUGAUGAAGACAAUACCAAGGCUUCAAGGUUCAGCCCAGAAAUCUCAGAAGAGGGGUCAUCACCUGAAAAACUCAGCAGGCCCCCAGUGAAGCAGGACUCAGUUGAGUCACAGCUAAAGAGAGUGGAUGCCACUCGAGUGGAUGCUGACGACAUUGUUGAAAAAAUCCUCCAAGGUCAAGAUUUUACCUUGGACUCCAGUGCUGAAGAGGAAGGUCUGCGCUUGUUUGUCGGCCCUGGUGGAUGUACAGCGCUUGGAAGUCAUCACCGACACAACAGGGUUGGCGCUGGAGCAUACGAACAGGUUGUGAUCAAACGCUAAGGAUUCUGUCUUGGAGAAAGUUAGUGUGUUGUGUGGAAUAAUCCUUGCAAGGGUCGCUCAGCUUCAUUUCACUCAUCAGAGACUGUUCUAGUGCUACAGAUCUAGUGCUACACAAUAACUGGACUUUAUCCUGACUAAAAAAAUCCAACUUCUGAAUACUGCCUGCUAAUUCUGCAUCCUUUAUCCUCCCUGGAAGCAUUCCUGUUGUGUGAGUGACAAGUAAGCAAUGUUAUACUCUGUAUACCGGAGGGAGUGACUGUGUUUAUACUGUACAUAAAACAAAGGAAAGUUGAGAGCAAGACAACCCUCCUGUGCUGGCAAAUACAAUCUCUACUUCUUCUUCUUUUAUUUGGGUGAUGGGAGUUGCUAAUAGAAGUUAAGUAUCACUAUACAAUAUAAUACUACCAGAAUAUACUUAAUUCAUGCCUUCUAAAUAGAUGACAUUGCUAUAAGAAUAGAGCUGUGAGUGGGAAGCUCAUGUAAUACUUGCAGUUAAAAACCUAUAGACAUAUCCACCAAAUAUCCCUGUUUAGUGACAAGAAAUAUCUGAUAUGUGUAAAACCCCAGGGCACUUGGAUAGUAACCUUGUAGCAGAGAGCACUUCUGUGUCCAAAGAUAUCAUAGCUUGAGUGCCAUAUGCAGCCUGUAUCUAUAUACAUAUAUACAUAUAUAUAUAUAUACACAUGUGUGAGUGUGAUCAUAUAUAUAUUCAUUGGUGCUGCUUCCAGUAAUACAUUGGCUAAAGCAGCCUCCACUCACUGACAUACAAUAGACAAACACUCUCUAGCUGGGAGAAGGGCAGAAAAGGAAAAUGCAGUGAAAACAUUUGCACACAAUCUUCAUGUUUUCUUCAUUUCUGAAAACCCUGUACCUAGAAAGCAUAUACAUAUUUAAUGCAUGCCGAGGGAUUCAUGAAUAUGUAUUAUCCGUUCAAUACAGCAGGACGCGUGGAGCUUUGUUUAGACAAGAAGAAAAAAAGAUCGCUCAUUCACAGUCUAUGUACAAAAGCAGAAAAUACAAGAGAGGUAUAAUUUGUAGCCGAUCAAUACUUUUCAUCUUUUGCUGGUCCUUUAAUAACUGCGUUGCACGGGGAUGAUCUUCUCUAUUCAGCAGGUCUUCCUGAUAACUGUAACCAAAGCCUUGCAGUAUGGAGCUCCACUGAAACAAAGCUGAAGGGAUACUAAUAAGGGGUGCUCUGCUGAAGUGGAGCAGAUAGUGACAAGCAUGGGGCUGCAUGUUGUGUAGCAAACGACAGAGAGAUGUCUAGUCUGAGGGAGGAAUCCACACACCAUACACCUCCCCAUGCAACCUGUGCUGCUGAUUCACUAUAAGAGCAAGUAUAUUGGCAGUAGUUCAAAGGGCAGAGGCCAAAACAAUUAAAAUCGGUGCCAUUCAGUUGUAUGGCAGAUACUCGCAAGCACAGAGGAACAUGUAAAGCCGACUCCAGCGUUUCCAAGUAACAAUUGUGAGUGCUCCAUGCAUGCAGCUCGCUGUCAUACAUGUCAUGGGGGGUUUCACUGCUUUUGUCCCGUGGACAAAACCUUCAUUUUGCAACUAGGGAUGAUAGUACCCCUUUACAGGCAUACGUGUGUACUUAUUACUAACAUAUAUUACAACUGCAGUAUCAUGUAAUAACACCAGCAACUGAUUGUCCUAAUGCAGCUGGUUGCUAUGGGUUACUGCACUUGUGCGAGUUUGCAUCCUACUAGUGGUAGCAUCUCUUUAACUCAAGCAACUGGAACACAUACUCAUGCAAUACACGAGCGGGUAACUUACCCUUAAACCCAUACAGAGCACACAAGGAAUAAACAAAUGACUGUAUGGACAUCUGGGACCAAGAAUGAUUUAUUCAGUGUUUUACUAUAUGCUCAAGUAUCUGUAUGCCUCCGUCUGGGCUGCUAGUGAAUGCUGGGAGAUGUAGUCCAAAGUCCAGCAGGAGCCGGGGAAAAUAUCUCAGAUCUGAUUAUUUGCUUGCAGGACACUUCAUUUGUUAAAGUUUACAGCCUGGUUAUUAUCAAUAACUAAAUGUACGAAGUUAAAGUGUUGGGCUGGUGCAGAACAAGGAGCCCAUCUGUUUUAUAAGUAAACCUUCCCACUUUCUUUCAGUGAAUAGAUUUAGCAUUACAUACACUUACUGGAAAAGCAAACGCUUAUUUGUGGAGAAGAGUGGGAACCAUUCGAUGAUGAUGUCGUUUGUUCUGUAAAGUGAUAUUUUUAUACUGUUUCUGAUUUUAGUGUAUUCGUUUAUUUUAUGGGCAUUUAAAAGGACGGCCAGUGGUUGCAUUGCAUUUAAUGGAAGUGUCUGACAGAAAGCUACAGCACUUUCCCCUCCAUUCUGUCUGCCACAUUCACUAUAUUGCUCUUAUUUACUGGUGACCCCAUUAUAGAGGGCAAGGCCGGGCCAGUGACCCGCUCACACAUUCAUAUUUAAUUGGCCUGAUUAUCUCUUGCAGUGAUUAUUAUUUUAACUGGGGAUCUGCACUAUUUCCCUUGGGAUCUCUGCAUAAAUGGCCACCAGUAAGUGGCAGUUGAGUGUGGGUAAGGUAUAAAGCAGAAAUCAUGGCAUGUUGUAUCUAGUAGUGCUGGGUCUGAAGCAACUGGUGCAUUAGGACUUGUAUUUGGCCAUUUUUCCCUGUUCCUGUGGCACCAAAUGGGAAUUCAGGAGUCGUCAUUUCUCAUCCCAACCAACCGAUAGGAACGGUACCAAAGGGAACAAACUUACUCUCCCUAUAGAGUAGAAUGGGGUCUGUUAAACACGGAGCAUUUGUCUGGUGGCUUUAUAGUAAGAAUGAAGAGCCGUUCUACACAGCACUACUAGAUAUACCAUAACUAGAUGAAUAUGCUCUUUGUUUCCCCUUUCUGUUUGCAUGCAAGCUUGCUGCCGACUGAAGUGAUUCCAUGAAUAAACAUGGAGAAUGAACUUUACAUUUUGCCCCUUGAGUAUAUUAACAGAAGUCUAAUUUCUAUACAGAAUUUUUAUAUUGUAAAGUAUUUGUAACUGUGAUGUCUUCCUUUAAAAUACUGAAUAAAAGUCUUACCUUUA
Molecule: messenger RNA, 5408 nt
Organism: Xenopus laevis (African clawed frog)
Lineage: Eukaryota; Metazoa; Chordata; Amphibia; Anura; Pipidae
Gene: eeig2.L
Product: family with sequence similarity 102 member B L homeolog
Exons: 12
Coding region: 1274-2365 (363 amino acids)
Source: RefSeq, a predicted model, not a curated record